AGCCGCCGCCGCUCACUUACUCCUUGGACGGGAACGAGACACGGUUUGCGAGACACGCGCGAGUAUCGAAUAUCCCAGUAUACACCGGUUUCCCUAGAUUCGCGAUCGAAAUUCGUGCUUCGACGGGCGCGCGAAGGGUCCUCGUCAAGUGAUACAUAAUAAUAUACACACAGUGUACAAAAGAGAGUGCUGCCCGGGGCGAGAAACAUGGCCGACAGUGGUAUCAAGCGCAACAUUCCCAUCAAACUCGGUGACUUCAGCGUGAUCGACACCGAGUUCUCCAACAUACGCGAGCGUUUCGACGCCGAGAUGAGGAAGAUGGAGGACGAGAUGUCGCGGUUCCGCAGCGAGCUGAUGAACCGCGAGAGCAACAACUUCUUCAAGAGCACCACCAGUCGGCAUCACACGAGCAGCAGCGAGCACCGCACGUCGACGACCUCGAAGACCGAUGGUUGGGACAAGGUCGACUCAGCAGCACCGCCGAAGCGGUCCGCGUUCGACAGCUUCAAAAGCACCACCACGCAACAGAGCACUCAGAACAGUUCUCUGAGUCCUCAGCACGACCAUGCCUGGCUGGAUGGCCUCAACAGUCCUCUUAUCCAGGACGAGGGUGACAGCAAGAUGCUGAAGCUGCGGUUUGACGUUUCGCAAUACACGCCCGAGGAAAUCGUCGUCAAGACUGUGGACAACAAGCUAUUGGUUCACGCUAAGCACGAGGAGAAAACGGAGAGCAAAUCAGUGUACAGGGAGUACAAUCGGGAAUUCCUGUUGCCGAAGGGAACCAAUCCCGAGAGCAUCAAGUCUUCCCUGAGCAAGGACGGCGUCCUUACCGUGGAGGCGCCCUUGCCAGCGAUUGGCUCGGGCGAGAAGUUGAUCCCGAUCGCACACCAGUAAACCCAGUGACGAAGUUGCGGAGGGUCGAUUUCUAAUUUUCUGCCACGAAUUCCUCCUGUUCCAACCAUCCUACGACUUACCCCAAAUUGGAUCUUUCCUUCGUAAGUCCUUACAUCCUUCUACUAUUACCUUAUAGUAACUCAAAGAAGUUGAUCCAUUCGCGCGACAAAGUUUGACCAAUUUAAACUGAAUAGCAGAAAAAGCGACCCCACGCCAAGUGCGCCUGGUGCGUUUUGACUUUCAUGAAAGAUUUAAAAAAAAAAAAAAGAAAUCAAACGUAGAGCAAUGCUGAAGGGCUAUAAAUGUGAAAAGUCAGAUAAAGUUUGAUAAAAUA
Temnothorax curvispinosus is the source of this 1228-nucleotide messenger RNA. RefSeq names its product heat shock protein beta-1. The transcript is spliced from 4 exons. Gene Ontology annotation, molecular function: protein folding chaperone. Gene Ontology annotation, biological process: response to heat; protein refolding. NCBI's taxonomy places the organism in Eukaryota, Metazoa, Arthropoda, Insecta, Hymenoptera, Formicidae. Bases 208 to 894 code for a protein of 228 amino acids. The record is from RefSeq and is a predicted model, not a curated record.